AUGGCGCCAAAAUUGACCAAGAAUCAGAUGCGGCGCGCGAAGAAAAAGGAGCAGAAGAAAGUAACACAGGUCAGUUCAUCUCUAGUAUUGAUACUUGCAAUCAUUGACCGAGUCCAGGUGACCCCUACACCAGAAGCAGAUGUCCCAAAAGAUCCGGAACCCGAAAACGAAGUCGAGCCAACUGAGCCUACCAAAACCACCGAGUCCAUCGAGGAACCCAAAAAAAUUGAUGAUGAUCCUUUGGAAGCAGAAAUCUCAGGUUUUGAAAUCAGUGAAGAUGAUCCAAAUUUUGCUAUGUUCAAAGAUAUUAUGGAUAGAUUUGGUGCUACCACUGAAGAAGACCAGGCUGCGAAAGACGCAGACGUUGGCGACAAGGGCGAAAUGUUCUUCGUUCAAGAUGACGGAAUUCCGGACGAGGAUGAAGAGGCAGAUAAAGAACUCAAAUUAUCUAAAAAGAAGAGAAAGGAGAGAGACAAGCUUUCUGUUGCGGAAUUGAAAGCGCUUGUGAGAAAGCCAGAGCUUGUAGACUGGACAGAUACCUCAGCAUCGGAUCCUCGAUUACUCGUGCAUAUCAAAUCAUACCGAAAUGUCGUACCAGUACCAAACCACUGGUCUCUCAAGCGCGAGUAUUUGUCAUCGAAACGUGGUGUCGAGAAGCCCCCCUUUGCUCUUCCCAAAUUUAUUCAGGAAACGGGUAUCGCUGAGAUGCGCGAUGCAGUAUUGGAAAAACAGGACGGAGCUAGUUUGAAGCAGAAGCAACGGGAAAGGGUGCAGCCAAAGAUGGGAAAACUGGAUAUUGAUUAUCAAAAGUUGUAUGAAGCCUUCUUCCGGUUUCAAACAAAGCCGGAACUAACACGCUAUGGUGAGGUCUACUACGAGGGAAAGGAGUAUGAGACGAAUCUACGACAUUUGCGCCCUGGCGAGUUGAGCGAUGACCUCAAAGAUGCACUAAAUAUCCCACCUGGAGCUCCGCCUCCAUGGUUGAUCAACCAACAGCGUUUCGGUCCACCGCCUUCAUAUCCUUCACUUAAAAUUCCCGGCCUGAAUGCACCACCGCCACCUGGUGGCGCUUGGGGAUUUCAUCCUGGUGGUUUUGGAAAACCACCGGUGGAUGAGUUCAACCGACCCCUUUAUGGAGGAGAUAUAUUUGGUGUUCUUCAACCACAAGUUAACAAUCAAGCAGGUGAACCUAUUGAGCGAACACUGUGGGGCGAAUUACAAGCUCCCGAAGAAGAGUCUGAAGAAGAAGAGAGUGACGAGGAAGAAGAAGAAGGUGACGAGGAGGAGGACGUUGGCGGUCUACAAACACCCAGUGGUAUGGAAACACCAGAUGGCAUGGCUUCGACUGUACCCUCAGAAUACCCUGGUGAUAUGAGUGUUGGUGGGGACUUUGAUCUUCGCAAACAAAAGAGAGGAACCGAGACUGAAGAGUCCACGCACCCCAAAUCUGCCUACACCGUCAUUCCUGAACGUCAAAUACGCGCCGAAGGAUUCUUUGGUGGUGAAAGAGCUUAUGAUGUUCGUGCUGGUCAAAAUGCUCAUUUACCAGUAUUAGGACAAGAAGAUACCAGGAAAAGGAAGAAGCCAGGAGAUGUAGAUGUUGCAUUGGAUCCAGACUCUCUACACACUGAGGAUGGUAUAAGUCAGGAAGAAGUUAAACGAAGGUUUGAGGCUCAAAAGAAAGAGGAACGAGGAGCUUGGCAAUACGAGGAAGAUUUGAGUGAUAUGAUUGCUCAAGAGAGUAGGAAGAAGCAAAAGAGAGACGAAGAGAAGCGAGGCGAGAAAAGGGAGAGGUCCUACCGAUUUUAA
This is a messenger RNA of Sclerotinia borealis F-4128, 1809 nucleotides long. The record is from the annotation of a GenBank genome assembly. NCBI's taxonomy places the organism in Eukaryota, Fungi, Ascomycota, Leotiomycetes, Helotiales, Sclerotiniaceae.